UGACUUGAUAGUCGGAACACCUCAGAAUACAGACCGAGGAAAGUAGGAGGACUGCGAGAGAAGCCGGACGACCUCCUGGAGCACAGCAUCAGCACCCGGAGGACGGCAUCAUUUCUGGGAUUGCUUCUUUGUAAUUUUGCUCAUUUUAAUGAACGCUUUAACCUUUUUGUCAGCUGUUUGUUAUUUUAACGGGGAAAACAGCAACAAACUUUUGUAAUCAUUCAUUUCCAGCCUGCAAUCCAGCUGACAUUGAUUGCCCCCUCCAGCGGUUUUGUGUUAGGAAUUGUGCGCGGUGUUUUGAAUGCCUCGAACAGCUGCAGCAGUCUUCGCGGUGCUGACCGCCUGCCUCUGGUGCUCACCCGCUCUGUGUGCUGUAGGAAGAACCCGCCAGCAGCUCAAUUACCGACCAAUUAUCGGUGUGUUGGCACAGGAAAACCUUCCAUGGGACCAGUUUGCUCGUGGGUCUUCUUACAUAGCUGCCUCCUAUGUCAAAUACCUAGAGGCUGCUGGGGCCAGGGUUGUACCUAUUCGAAUCAAUCGCACAGAAGAAGAGUACGCCAAGAUAUUUAACUCAAUAAAUGGGUUGUUGUUGCCAGGUGGAGAUGUAGAUCUUCAGACGUCACAGUUCAGUCGAGCUGCCAAGAUCUUUUACAACUUGGCUCUGAAGGCCAAUGAUGCUGGAGACUACUUCCCUAUUUGGGGAACCUGCCAGGGCUUCCAGCAGCUCACUGUCCUGACUGCCAACAAAAACCUCCUCACGCUUACUGAUACCAAGGCUGUGGCUCUAUCUCUGACACUCACAUCAGUGGCCCCAUCUAGCCGAUUAUUCCGGAAUUUUCCCAAAGAUUUGCUGCGGUCUUUGGCUAGUGAAAACAUCACUGCAAACUUCCACAGUUGGAGUCUCUCCAUGCAGAAUUACAGUCGAAAUGCCAAACUCAGGAGGUUUUACAAGAUCUUGUCCACUAACAGUGAUGGAAAGAAAGAAUUCAUCUCUACCAUGGAAGCCAACCAUUACCCAUUUUAUGCUGUGCAAUGGCAUCCAGAGAAAAGUCCUUUUGAGUGGGUAGAUAAGCCAGGAAUGAUUCAUUCUGUCUCCGCUGUAAGGGCCAGCUUCUACACUGCCAGCUUCUUUGUUUCUGAAGCCAUGAAAAACCACCAUCGUUACCCCAGUCCUGAUGAGGAGGACAAAGCUCUCAUUUACAACUUUUCUCCCGUUUACAGAGGUUUUGAUGCUGUCUUUGUGCAAAAUUAUUACUUUGAUUGAUGAUCAGUGCUGAAGAUGAACCAUACCUGGUCACAGCCUAGUCCAAGUUUGUCAAAUCUUUUCUGGUUUAAACUUGAUAGAGUUUCAACAUACAGUUGCCUAAGAAAUCAAGUCACAGAUAAAAUGCAGAAAUGAAACUGUGAUUAAAAUGUAGUGAUAAAUGAUAGUAGAAAAUAUGUCAGAAAAUAUGUCAAAUAAAGUCCCAAAUAAUUAAUUUAAUAUGGAACACUGCUAAGAGAUAAAAAAUAAAAAAUAAAUGCUCAACAAGUGUAUUUUUUUUCUCCUGCAGUAUUUUCAAGACAUGUUGUUAGCACUGGUUUUAAUCCAAAUAAACCUUGCAAUUUUGGGGGGGAGGGGUGAGUUACUAGUCUGAUCAUUUUUAUUCCAGAAUGUAUUUAAGCCACCUGCAGGAUCCUUAACGUAUACUGUUAACCUUUUUUUGUUUGAUUUUAAUUUAUUUAGUACUUUUACUUUAUUUUUUGACAGCAUUGUUUGGGGGUUAGGAUCUAUUAAAACACCAUUUUUGGUAUAUAGGUAAUUGUCUUAUCUGAGUCGUUUGGAUAAACCAAGUCUGGGACCAGUAAAUUCCUAACUUCCAAUGUAUUUCUUUGAGCUUACAGCACUUAAAAAUGAGUAGAUACCUUAACAGAGCAAGUAGAUGCAAAUUUCUUCAUGUAUUUACUCAAGAUAUUGUUUAAGUAUAUAUUUUAUAACCAAAGACUAAAAAGAUGAAAUGGGCAUGAUCAAUAAACACCGACUCACCAAUUUUUCAUGUUGAUGUUUAUUAUUAGCACAGUAUUAUUGACAGUUAUGAACAAACUGUUGUUACAAUAAUACAAUACAAUAAUUUACAGCAACCCAUCCUCUAACAUCAGUGUGUAGUUCAUAUUUUUAUUCAUGUCAUCCAGCAUAUGUCAUCAAAAAUUAUAUUUUAACUACCAUCUCAUUUUGAAGUACAGUGGUCCCUCAUUUAUCACAGGAUUUAUGUUCUAAAAAUAACCCGCGAUAGGUGAAAUCUGUGAAGUAGCCAACUUUAGUUUUUUACAAUUAUUAUAGAUGUUUUAAGUCUGUAAAACCUCUCACAACACACUUUAUACACUUUUCUCAGACAGGCAUGAACAUUUUCACACUUUUCUCUCUUGGUUAAACACUCUCAAAGUUCAAACCUUCGUAGAAAAAUGAGUCCAGUAUUAUAUAAUGAAACCUAAGGCACCCGUGAUUGACUUUGACGGUACCAAACGUUUCGUCGACAUUGUUGUGUUUGUUGGGAAGAAAACUUACAAACAUAUUGUACAGCACUUCAGAGUCACACUGCUAGCGAUCAAAGAUUUGUGUAAAUUUGACAAGCUGAACGCAUUCUGUACAUGCAUAGUACAUAUAAUUUAUAUAACGCGGCACGAGAUUGAUUGACAAUGGUCUACAGCCAGGACGCAGAACACAAUGUGCUGUAAUUAAAAAAAGAAAUCAGCGAAGGGACCACUGUAUUCAGUUUUUUUUUAAGAGCUUCUUUAUUCUUAAAAAAAAAAGUAUCAGUAUCUGUUGUAAGUUCACCUUACCUUGAUUGUAUUGUUUUGGACAUAGGUGUGCAUCCAAGUGUUUUAUUUUUUACUAAGAAAUGGUAUAUUUUGUAAAACAUUGACUGAGAAUGAUGCUUCUCUGAUGAUUUGCAGGUUGUUUUUGUCAGGUUUAAUAUUUCUAUUGACAUUAACUGGGGUUAAAUUAUGCUAGUAGGAAUAUACAAUCAAAGUAUAAUCAAACAGAUGGUAUAUGAAUUUUGGAUUUUAAAAUUACUGAACUCUUAAAAGUUAUAGUAUGAUUUCAUAACUUUCCCAUCAGCAAAUUUCCUAAAACUAGUACAUGAAAUUAAAAAGGCUCAUUCUUGUCCAAAUUUUGUUUACUAUUUAGCUAGUCAUCUUAAUUUCUUUUGAUACAUGUAUUGAAUGUACGAUUGGUGGAGGUUGCUGUCUUGUUUGUAUGUUGUACCAUGUGUCAGAUGAUUAG
Pelmatolapia mariae (spotted tilapia) is the source of this 3265-nucleotide messenger RNA. RefSeq names its product zgc:171566. Gene Ontology annotation, biological process: tetrahydrofolylpolyglutamate metabolic process. Gene Ontology annotation, cellular component: vacuole. The transcript has 9 exons. Lineage: Eukaryota; Metazoa; Chordata; Actinopteri; Cichliformes; Cichlidae. The coding region runs from base 302 to 1264 and encodes 320 amino acids. Gene Ontology annotation, molecular function: gamma-glutamyl-peptidase activity. The record is from RefSeq and is a predicted model, not a curated record.